Messenger RNA from Acanthoscelides obtectus, 4581 nucleotides. The record is from the annotation of a GenBank genome assembly. Lineage: Eukaryota; Metazoa; Arthropoda; Insecta; Coleoptera; Chrysomelidae.
GGCGUCUCGAGCGUCGGUGGCAUCGGCCGCGUCCUCGCGAAGGCGCUUCAGUACGUCGUAGACAGCCACGUCGAUCAGUCCAGCCAACUCACCGGCCCGACCUCAGUCCGCUCGAUCCGCGCUCUUGUUUGUUGUUGUUGUCGUUGCCCGGUGAUACCGAAGUUGAAUCGAUAGUGUGAACUGUGGAUUUUUGCAGUUAUGUUCGGGCGGUUUUGAACUGGGAUUUUCUUUCUGAACUAGACGACAUGGAGAAGUAUUUUGUGAUUUUGUCCAUGCUUUUGGUCCUUGGAGAAGGACUUGAGUUGAAAAAUGGAGCGUAUGAAGACCUCGUUAUUAAGGUGUCUGAUAAUGUCCCGCAGGAAGAUUGUACUAAGAUACUGAAGAAUCUUGAGGCAACGUUGACUACCGCAUCGCAGUACCUCUUCUCCGCACUGGAUAGUCGCGCUUUCUUGCGGUCAGUCACCGUACUACUUCCUUCCGACUGGAACGAUUCCUGUGCCCCGUCGACGGUUCUUGGAGCCGCUGGAGAGACUUCAGACGUUACGGUACUGCCAAGCGAUGCCGCUAGAGGUUCCAUCUGGACACAGCAAUCUCUGGGAUGCGGCCAGCCAGGAGAUCAGAUUUACUUGGGACAUGAGGCACUGAUCGCGGGAAGUGGUAUUCUUGCUCGUCUUCUAGUAAAGGAGUUCGCAAAGUACCGCUAUGGAGUAUUUGAAGAGCAAGGCUAUUACAAUGACCCAAUCUUCCCGAUCUGCUACUAUGAUGAUGUCAACAAACAUGCCAAAGUUACUGGAUGCUCUGAUCUACCUAUCCGUGAUAAUGGGAUCUGCAGUUCAAAACCAAACGCACCCUACAACAAGACUCAGAUGGUCGACCCAAACGCAAGAGCUUCUAUCAUGUUUGCUGCCGAAGCUCCUUCUAUCUCCAUGUUCUGCGAUGAAGGAAAUCAUGACCGGCUUGCACCAACCAAGCAUAACCUUAUGUGCGAUAGACGUAGUGUCCUGGAUGUCAUCAUCAACCAUAAGGAUUUUAGAGUUUCCAAUAUCCAGAAUAACCUGAAUAGCAAUCAGAUCGCUGACACUACUCCUAAGAUCGUGUACAAGAAGCAAAAUCUCACAAGAUAUGUCUUCGUUGUAGAGAACAGCAAAGACAUGAUGCAAAGAGAGUCUUGGAGCUACCUAAGGAUGGCUGUCAGACAUUGGAGUAGGAAUGUGCUUCCUGACGCUACCGAGCUUGGACUGGUUCUUUCUGACUCUAACCAAACUAAUAAAGCUUUGAAUAUCGUUUCUGUUAAGUAUAAUCCAAAUGACCGUUAUGGACGAGGUUAUGGAGUAAAUAAUCGUGAUAAGUUCUAUUCAGCCUUUCCUUAUACUGCAAGUGAGAGUGUGCAACCUGUAUGUUUGCACUGUGCCUUGAAAGAAGCUAUGAAGAUGUUAACCGACCGUACAAAGACGCAUGGAGUUGCUAACAAUGUUAUUGUUGUCAUAGCUUCUGGGAUGAACAUGGAUGAUCACAUGAAUAAGACCAUUCAGGACUUGAAGCUGCGAAAGAUCAAGGUGGCUACAAUUAACUAUCCAGAUGUUGUGAGGCAGGAUACUUUGGGAUUGUUAGCUAAAGAGACAGGUGGUGUAGACUACGCAGUAUUUGAGCAGAAACUCAAUGUGGAGACGACCCUACUAACAACAUAUUUCGAACUCCAAACUGUACUGUAUGACAUUGUGACCAAAUUCUAUUCAGGGAGCCCAUCUGACUUACCAAUGGAGAUUCAUAGACGACAGAUUACUGAUGAUGGAAGAACAUCUAUCACUGGAAGCUUCAUGUUGGAUCCCAACAUGGGCGAGCCAGCACAGUUUGUAUUCUACACCCAUAACACCAUAGCUCCGCUAAUAAAGUCGUUGAGAUUGAUCAGCCCAAGUCAUCAAGAGUUUUCUGAGAGACACGACAAAUGGUUGGAUGCCAAGAUGAUCGCCCUGAAUGCCAAUAUUUCUGAGACUGGAACAUGGACUUACAUCGUCGAUACCUACACAGGCAACCCUCAACCUCAUUUCUUACAAGUAAUGGCAACUCCAAAAUCCUCAUUGGUGCCAGUUGUGCGAGCAGACUUCAGAACUCAUAGAAACAGCCCAGACGGACCUCUUAUUCUCCUGGCUCAGGUCAAAUAUGGAGAAGUCCCCAUUCUUGGAGCCAAAGUUGAAGUAACAGUGACCAAGCACGAACCAAAUGGUACCAUUGCUCAAAAAUCGAAGAUCGAGCUUUUGGAUAGUGGCGCUGGAGAUCCAGAUAUAACCAAGGGUGAUGGCGUUUACACCAAGUACUUUAGUGCACUGGACUCAGGACCUGGAUUGUACUCCUUUGAAGUGACUGUGACUGACAACGGCAACACCGCUUACACGUGGACCGGAUCUUCAAAACGGGGUGAAGAUAAACCAUGCUGUGGCAGCUCCAUUACUUCAAACGGAGUUCAACCGAUAGCACCUUUCCAACGAGUUUUACCCAAACUAACUAUGAAGAUUACUGAACAAGAUAUUGCUGCAGCUGGCCAAGUAUCUGUUGGUAGAAUCGGCGAUUUGAAGGUUGAAGUCAUCCCAGAGGACAUGAAGGCUCGCCUGUCUUGGACUUCUCCCGAUAUGGGUGGCAGUACUGUUACGCGUUAUGAAAUAAGAUAUUCGACUAAUGUGUUGGAUAUUAUUGAUAGGUUCGAAACUGCUGCUUUGGUUUGGGAGAAUGGACAGCCUUUUCCAUUGGCUCCUGGUUCUGAGACUACUUUUACAUUGGAUAUGAACCAGAAUAAGGAUCUGCUUGACAAGACUCUGUACUUUGCCAUUAAGUCUUAUUCGAGAAUGAGCAAUGAGUUUUCUGGGCCAGUUUCAAACUGGGUAAGAGUCUUGGUACCUUCACCGCCUCCUCCACCUACAGUGCCUCCAACUUUCUCCUCCAAUGAACAGUCGUAUUGGCCUAAUAAUGGCAACUCCAUUGGUGUUGAGCCUGCAAGUCCUAGUAUCACUCGAACCGUUUCUAUCGGUCUCGAACUGAUCUUGCCAGUAGCCAUAGGUUUUAUCCUCCUUGUGAUUUUGUUGAUAGUAUAUUGCUAUUUUUGCGUUGUGAAGCGCAAGACUAGGGACAACCACAAGGGUUCUGGUAAAGGAAAUCCUGUAAAGAAAGACAAUCUGAGCUCUACUGUUACCAUUGUACCAAGCUCUCCUCAGAAUAGUCCUCAACAUCUUAGUCAAACUUACGUUGGUGGUGAAGUUCCUGAUCCUCACCAAAUCGGAGUACCUAUCAGUAACUAUGGAUAUGAAGAUGAGUCGAAAAAACGUUACUCCUUGGUUAACCAACAAGAGCAACAGCUUAUUGAAGAGCUCAAACAACAGCAACAGAUGCAUCAGCAAAGAGACAACUGUGGUGGAGUUAGUGUGAUAUCUAACAAUACAAUCAAUCGCAACCAACCAAUAUUGAGUCCGUACAACUCCUGGAGUGCCUCACAACUCCUCCACGAGCAUGAACGAAGGCAUAGUCCUAUGGAUGGCACCAUGAUGGAACAAGAGCAGAUGGUAGUACACCAAGAGAUCUUGAUGAAUGGUGAUCACAUGUCUAUAAAUGGUCAAACUAUGGACCAUAUGAGUUUAAAUAGCCACCAAAUGCAAGAGCAUUAUCCCCAAGGUCAUAUGCCUCCACCUGUCCCUCCACUACCUGCCUUUAAUGGCAAUGGGUACCCAGUAAACUACAACAUCUAUGGAGUUCAUGGAGCUCCGAUGCAACAGUCACAUCCCAUAUACCAAAGCAUGCAGAGGAGUGAACCCAUGGGUCCCUUCAAUACUAGCUUGCAAGGCUCGAUGAGUUCUGUGAACUCUGGAGAGAAAAAGAGGCGGAAUGUUACCAUGGUGUAACAUUACGUCACUGUUAUAGAUAGCGUUAGUGUCAAGAAGUAUCAAACCUGUACCACUUACCUGUGAAUUUGUAUAUAGUUUUGUAUGAUUUUUGUAUAUAGAGAUUUUCGUACUAGUCACACGGUAUUUAGAUAGCACAGAUAUGCAUCUCGAGAUUUUAAGGUCGCUUGUGGAGACACUUUAAGGCGUAAUAGUUAAUAUUUACAGUUUAGGUGGAAACACUACUGUGUGCAAUGUUCGUAAAUAUAUUUAUAAAUUCAUGAAGGUGUCGUAACAGCUUCUUAUAUAAUUUAGAGUGACUUAUUAUUCAACCCUGGAUUAACCUCUAAGGAAGAUAUACAAAGAGCACAAUAUGGGACAGAUUGCUCUUCUUCCAAAACAAAAUAAAGCUUUCUUUGCUAUCUGAAUAAGAAAAUUGUAUUUAAUUAUUUGAUGCGAAUAAUGCCAGUACUUAUGUUAUAUAGCAAACUAUGUAUAAGGUGUGUAGUUAGUACAAAUUUCAUUGUAUAUAAUAAUCUUCAGUGGAAGACUGAACACAGACCAGACUGAUCUCAUGUAUUCAAUUUCCAGUUGUAUGGAAUCAUAAGGGCAUAUUCAUAUGAAUUUUUCCAUUCUUUGUAUAUAUUGUGUAAGUUGUAAGGGAUGAACAUCAAUUGUCUGUAAAUAUUUUUGUAAGUAAAAAAAAUUGUCAUAC